AUGGCUCUUCUCUGCUUCAAUUCUCUCCCUUCUCUCUCUUCUUCUUCUUCUCCUUCUCCGCGCUCUCAACCUUCGCAUUUCGCUUCACCAGUUUUGAGCCUUAAAGCCAACGCCGUCGAGUCUAAGAACAGAGUGUCUCUCAACUUGAGCAUUAGCCAUGGAAGAGCAGCAUUUGUGAAGUUGGCUGCUUCUGGUGUGGACGGGGUUGAGCCCGAGAGCAAUGAGGAACCCAAGCCUGCCGUCGCUGCUGCUGUUCCAGUGGACAAACUACCAUUGGAGUCGAAAGAAGCUAAAGAGAAACUACUCCUGGAACUUAGGUUGAAGAUGAAGUUGGCCAAGAAGAUUAGGCUUCGCAGGAAGCGUCUGGUUCGUAAGCGUAAGAUGAGGAAGAAGGGUCGAUGGCCACCUUCCAAGAUGAAGAAGAACAAGAAUGUGUAG
This is a messenger RNA of Microthlaspi erraticum, 438 nucleotides long. The record is from the annotation of a GenBank genome assembly. Lineage: Eukaryota; Viridiplantae; Streptophyta; Magnoliopsida; Brassicales; Brassicaceae.